Cephus cinctus (wheat stem sawfly) is the source of this 6158-nucleotide messenger RNA. RefSeq names its product 227 kDa spindle- and centromere-associated protein. The transcript is spliced from 14 exons. Bases 279 to 5483 code for a protein of 1734 amino acids. The record is from RefSeq and is a predicted model, not a curated record. NCBI's taxonomy places the organism in Eukaryota, Metazoa, Arthropoda, Insecta, Hymenoptera, Cephidae.
GAGGUUCAACCCCUCGACUUCUGGGUAGCAUAGUGAUAUUUUUAGUGGUGGCUUAUAACAGAAAGUUGGCCUCCAGCCAGCAAGUGUCUCCGUAGAGUUUCUAGCUGCAGAACACGAGUGGAUCUCAGCACUUCGACAAGAGCAUUUCACGAAUAUUUAGCGACUUCGAACUCCUGCGCCAGGGCCAACACUCGCAAACUGCACCCCUUUGGCUCUGGAAUCGUUGCGGACCGCGAUAAGGGGAAAUCGGCUGGCAAAGACAUCGCGAGGACGUUAGAAUGGGCGCAGGAGGCAGUGUGCCCACGGUACCGACUGACGUCAGAAGUAUAGAGCCGCCGCCACUGCCGCCGCCAUUUAUUACUAACGGUCAGCAAACGACAAGAAUAUCAGGAGCAUCGGUAGACGAGUCGCAGGACAGAUCAACCAGCAGAAGCAGCACCGUUGAUCUUGGUGGACCACAGUCGCAGGGUCCCAGUCCUUACGCAACUCUCAGGAGGGAAGAGUGGUGGCACCACAGACCAUCCGCGCCAAGUUUACCCAACCUUCAGCCCCAACAAGAAACCUUGUUAACUUACGCGGCUCAGAUGACAGGUUGGCAGGCUGCCGGAGGACCUGGUCCUUCGACGACCACUAAUCAGGAUGUGACGGAACUUACAAGAACUAUUUCACACCUGGCACUGGCCAAUCAGCAACUGUCCACGGCUCACAACAUGGCCUUGGCCCACCUGGAAGCUCUUUACGUUGAGCUCAGAAGGUUGAGGGAGUCCAGGAAGGAAGGUGCAAGCUUCGAUCUAGUGGAGGAAGAUUCGAAGAUGAGACUCGACGAGGAUGAGGAUAAGGAUAGACGCGACAUGAGAGUUCACAUAGGUAGAUUGGAAGCUCUGAUAGCCGAGAGAUCAAGCUUCUUUAAAGAUCAGGAAAUCUUGCAGAGGGAGGAAGAAAGGAAUUUGCGCGAUCGGGUGGAAAAAUUGGAAAACUUGCUGAUCGCCAGAAACGAGGAAAUUUUAAAGAUAAAGGAAUGCGCUCAGGAAUCGGAUAAGGAUGACGAGGAGAAAAUCGAAUUGAGACGCAGACUCGAAGUGGCGGAAGGUUUGCUGGUGUCUAAGAACGAAGUAGUGGAGGACGAGGAGAAGAGAAGAAUGCGAAAAAAAAUUGAGUAUUUGGAAAAUCUUUUAAGAAAUUUAGAAAGUUCGAAAAAUUCUUCGAGUAGAGAUAAUGGCGUCGAGGCAUCGGGACCAGUCGAGGUUCAAUUUUUGGUAAAAAGACAAGCUGCAAGCUCAGAUUAUGAAAAAGCAAUGGCCAAGAUUGAUGAUUUGGAGAAGCAGCUACAAACGGAAAGGUCAAAACAUACGAGCGAUAACUUUGGUGAUGAUUUGAAUCACGAGUAUCAAAAGGCCGUACAUAGAAUUCAUAUUUUAGAAGAAGAACUAGAUAACGUGAAGGGAAGAAGCGAAUCUCAGACAAUGAAGGAGGAUCUGGAGCGGAAGUAUGACCUGGCUGUGGACCGGAUGGUCGGACUGGAUACGAAGUUGAGACAGGAGGAGGACGCCGAAGAGUCGAGGAAAUCCCGUGAGAAGAUCUUUGAGAAGUCGCAGAACGACGAAAUAGUUAGAUUAACGAAUGAGAUUGAGAAGCUGAAGACUGAUCGGUUCGAAACUCAGGAAAUCAAUGAGAAACUCAGGCACGACUUGGAGCUGCAGAAGGAGACUAUAGAAAAGCUUAAAGAAGAUUAUGAGAUUUCGAAAACGCAAUACGAAAAGGUCGAAUUGAACUUGAAUGAGCGCACGGAAGAAUUCAAGAAGCUACAGGAGGGUUUCGAGUUUGCAAAAGAGGAGACAGUGCGCUUACUCAAGGAGCUUGAUGCAUUCCAUCUAGAGAAGGACACUGCCAAAGCAAGGAUCUCGAGCUUAGAGCAGGAUCUGCAAAAGUCUCUCUUGGAGAAGGAGCAGAUCAAAGGCAUCGAGAGCCAGAAGUGCUCGAGGCUGCGAGCUCAGCUGUCCGAGGAAGUUUCCGAUAAGAAGAAGCAAAUAAAGGCCCUCGAGGAUGCCCUCGAGGAAAUCCAAAGACUGAAGGAAGCAGUUAAGGCUGAGAAAAAGGACUUGAGUCCUGACGGGAACGUUCAGGUCCUUGAGCCAGUAGUAGAAGCGAUUGAGACGAGCGAGGAAGUACCUGAGGUACCUGAAGAGGCGACGAGCAAUCGCGCCAGCAACAUGGAGGAGUUCAAGAAGGAAUUGACCCUCAAGAGAGAAGCCAGACAGCGAGCAAUAGCGGCUGUUUCAUCCGAGAUGGAGCGACUCAGACGCGAGUUGGAUGCUGAGAAGGAAGCACAUUCUGAGACUUCGAAGGUCUUGGAGUUGCUGAAGUCUGCUCAAGGUGGACCAGCGUCAAGGAGCGAAGACUCUGAGAGGCUCGAUGACUCGGGUACGGAGGAAGUUCGAAGGUUGAAGGAAGAAGUGAGAAUGGAGAAAGAAGCGCACGAGGAGACUUUGAGGAGAAUGGAAGCUCAAAGACUGGCGGAUACUUUGAAGAUUUCUGAUGAGCUGAAGAACAACAUUCGCUUACAAACGGAAAAAAUUGAUGACCUUCAGUAUCAGCUGGAAUGCAAUCACGAAGGUCACGAAAAUCAGAUUUCAAGGUUAAAGGAAGUUAAUAGUAAAAGUCGUGAAAUUCUUAAGCAAAGGGAGAGGCAGAUAAACAAGUUGAAGGAUCUUCUGGCUCAAAUUUUGGCUAGACUCGGGGAUAGGAGCUUUUUAGAAAUUUCGGAUGACGUCAGGUACGAGUACGACCAGCAAUUGGAUAAUAUUCGAAAUUUGAAAAGUUUGUACGAAGAGCGUUUAAAAGUUUUGAACGUUUUGAAAGAUUCGGCCACUAAAGAAUUGGUUGACGUUAAAGAGAAAUUUGAAAUUGCUCGAAAGAAGAGCGAAGGAUUGGAAGAAGAUUUGAAAAAGGCUGAAGACAAGAUUGAUAUCCAAGAUACAGAAAUCUCAAAUUUGGAAUCCCAGCUUGGUCUGACCAAAGCGGACUGCAGAGACCUUCAGAAUCAAAUGUCCGUUAUCAAUAGUCUUUUUACACAAAUGCUGCUCAGUGCGUCCUCCGCCGAUAUGGAUUUAGACAGGUUGACUCGAUUACUGCAGGAGAAUCACGAUUUAAUAAGCGAUAUGGCACGAGAGGAAGGUACUGAAGCAGCAGCACUGCCAAAACUUCUUCUAGACAUAGUGGAACAGGUCGAAGGUCGAAACAGAGCUCAGUCAUCCGGAUCUGAAAUAGAGAAAAAAGAAGAGGAUCCCCAGGAAGAGAAUAUCGCCCAUAAUUUACCAAAAGUGUGGCGUGUCUUGCUGGAAUUGUUGAGUUGCCAUGCCGUAGGCGCACCUGCAGUUUCAGCCUCGUCUUCGUCUGCCCCCGAUAGCUGUUACAAAUCUGUGGAUACUCCCACGGGACCCAGGCUGGUUAUUUCAGUUAGUAAGACUUAUAUACGUUUGAAGGAGCUGAUCCUGGAGAAGAAACAUUUGGAGAAGGAGAUGAAUAGGAUGAAACAGCUGAAUACUCAUCUGGAAAGCAAAUUAGGAGAACAGGAGAAAAGACUGUCAAUGGUUUCGGAUGAAUUGAGUAAAACGUGGAAUAUAGUGGGUCGAAUGCAGGCGCAGCAUCAGCAGCUUCAUACUCAUGAGAAAAUUCUGAGGUACGAGCUUCAGCAGAAGCGAAAGAUGCUUCAGGAAUUGAAGCAGGAAUUGGAGUAUUGUAGAGAAAAGUGGGAAUCUGCCAGGCAGAAGAAUACAAAUACUGAAAUAGAAUGGAGAAGCCUGAGAAGAGAAUUUGCAGCCAGAAAGGCACUGGCUGCACAGGAUUCUUUUAAUAACAGUGGAGAAAGUGGAUUCAGCGACGAGCGCGGUGAUGACUCGGAUGAGGAGGACGAGGCUGUCGAGGAAAGAGUCAGAAUCAGUCCUCGACGAAGAGCCAGGAAGGAAAGUCCAAGGGUGCCUACCCCUGACACGGAAUCCGAACAACCAACGGACACUGAAUUAUCCGAAUCCAAAACUGGAUCGUCCAUAACUUUAGAACAGCGAACUCCGACACCAGAAACAGAAGCUGAAGUUGAUUCUGAGAUCAUAGAAGUCGAUGCGAGUGAUCCUAGACCCGCGACCCCUGAACCAGACUGCACCCCUGACAGCGAACCCCUGAAUCCUCUGGAUCGUGCCCUGACGAACGUCAUCCAGAAUCUGAUAAAAAUAGACAGCACCUCCGGCGGCAGUACCUCAUCCACGUCCAGAGAGAGCAUCGCGAUGCCAUCAGGUUCUUGUAGUUUCCGCGAGUCAGGUUCCGCGAAUAAGUCAAAGAGCGUAAGUCCGAAAAGAAGGAAUUCGAAAAGAAGUGCCCGCGAAUGGAGUCCUCACAGCGAGCCCUGGACAUCCUGGAUGGGAGAGUUCGACUUGAGUACGCUAGGAUCAAAAAAGUCAUCUAAACAAAAAGAGUCUUACCUAGAAAGGUCAUCCUCGCAGCCGCCUUCAGAAAGCACAUCGGCUCUGGACCUUGAAGUUUUCAAUGCCAUAACCGAACCAGUAGAGAGCAGCCUAGAGAUCAUUGGACAGUUGGCGGCUCCUUCGACCAGCAACUUCAUCGAGGUGGCCAGAUCGUCUUCGGUGAUCGAGAGGUUCGACCCGGUGACCACAGCCAAUCUCGAGGGUGAGAAAGAUUCUGUGAACCUCGAAGAUGAUCCAAGGCCUUCCAAUACCACACCCACGCUGUCUGUCUUCUCGAUUGGACCCUUUCCAAGCCCCAAGUUAUCUCAACCCGUGAAAAGUGUUCAGUUCAGUGAACCUCUGGUGAUGGGUCCAUCUAAUAACCUUUUUGCUACAGUUUUCGGUUCGAACGCGACCGACCAAGGGAUUGUGUCGUUGGAAGAGGAGCGUGCAUUCAAACCGGAAGUGACAGAAGGUGACAAUAUAUCUAUCGAAUCAACCUCGAGUUUGGAAACUGUCAAAGAAUUUCCAGUGUUAACACCAAAAUACGAAGAAACGACGACUAAAGACCCUUCUGACAAUUCUGCUAAGGUAACAGUAGUCGAGAACGUUAAAGUAGAAAAAGUGGAAAACCCAUCUACCUCACCACCGGAAACAGUUGCCUCCUCUUCCGCUACGAGACCCAAUCGCACUCCUGAGGAAGUUUUAGCUUCUCGUGCAGCCAGAUUGAAGCGGCUUGAAGAGCAAGCUGAUUGGCUGAUGAAAAAAAUGAAUGCUACCAGCCAAAGAAGUUCCGCUCUGAGUACCAGACUCGAGGAACUUCAUGAAGUCUAUGGUGAACCACCGGCGCCGCCACCGUUGCCAAAUUCGUUACCGAGUCUUCGAAUUCAGACAGAUUUGGAAGCUCCUAAGGACCCACCGUUUCCACCGUCUCCACCCCCGAUGCCGUCUGUACUUCCUGCUCGAAGAUUAUCAACGACCGAUUACGUCAAUGACAGCGAAUCCCCACCUGACAAUGCGCCCUGAAAAUUUCGAUCGAUCAGGCAAUUAUUGAGAUAUACCUAUGAGGGAUGAGAGAAGGGCCUCUAUUCUCAUUUGAGCUUAUCUUGCCGAGCUGAGUGAAAAAGCUUAAGAGCUCAAAAGCUUCAGACCAAUUCUGUCUGUGGGCAGAAACAUUUUGGGAGUCUCAGGCCCGUUUUUUCAAACAAACUAACGGGUUCGACAAAAUUGUCUUAUCGACGUUAUAAUAAUAACUUUUGUAUGAUAGCACAAAUGGAGGUUAACAUCAAACCUUAAAAAAGCGAAAUGUAUUAUGUAUAAAUAGAAUUGAAAUGACCGACGAAUCGCGCGCGAAUUCGAGACGAACGAAAGUUUAAUUUAUUUGUUAAAAUGAAACGACUUUUUAGUAUUUUUCUAAUUUGUUACAUAUUUCGAUUUUAUAAUCGAAAAAGAAAUAGGAAGUGACGAGGUAUAUUGCUGUACCGAUGAAACCGUAAAAGCCUCUAUAGGAAUUCUCAAUCGAUUACUGAUCUAUUGUUACUUGUAAUUUAAAUGUUGUUCCUGAUGUUUUCAUAAUCCGAUUGAUUGUAAGUGGCGUCCCUUAUUGUUCAUGGCGAACGUCACUUUAAUUAAUGUUUAUCUCGUCCUGUUUUUUACCUUUGGCUGUGUAUUUGAUUGAAAUAAACUUUUGUCAGUGAGUUA